GGAUGAGUCAUCCCGCUUAAUUCCUCCUUCCCGGGCCCCCCUUGCCUCCGCACGCCGGCCCCCUCCCGAGAUCCUGCCGCCGGGAGCGAGCAAGACGGCUAAGAAUCUGCUCCUCCUCAAGACUUCACCGAGCCCCCGGAGGCCUGCGGUGCAGAGAGACAGGCAGGAGUUACGGUCAAUGAGAUCUCCGCUCUCUCGCCAUCUAUCCAAUGAGCUUCGGCUCCAGGGUGGGCGGGUCUAGAAGGUCCAGAGGGGGCGGGCCUCGGCCAGCGCUCGGCGCGGCAGCUCCGCAGCUCACACAGGGAGCGCGUUGCAGGGAGUAGGCGCCAGGGGGACGCGGGAAGGCGCCUCCGCCGCCGCCGCCGCCGCUGGCCAAGGUGCUGGACACGACAGGCCCGCCGGCCACCCCAGCAGCGCAGGCAUCCGCGGCUGCAGCUGCUGCAGCCUUGCAUUCCGCCAGGGCCCCAUGGAAGAGAUGGAGGAAGAGUUGAAAUGCCCCGUGUGCGGCUCCUUCUACCGGGAGCCCAUCAUCCUGCCCUGCUCCCACAAUCUGUGCCAGGCGUGCGCCCGCAACAUCCUGGUGCAGACCCCGGAAUCGGAGUCGCCCCAAAGCCGCCGGGCCUCGGGCUCUGGAGUCUCCGACUAUGACUACCUGGACCUGGACAAGAUGAGCCUGUACAGCGAGGCGGAUAGCGGCUACGGCUCCUACGGGGGCUUCGCCAGCGCCCCCACCACCCCGUGCCAGAAGUCCCCCAACGGCGUCCGCGUGUUUCCCCCGGCCAUGCCGCCACCGCCUACCCACCUGUCACCGGCCCUGGCCCCGGUGCCUCGCAACUCCUGUAUCACCUGUCCCCAGUGUCACCGCAGCCUCAUCCUGGACGACCGGGGGCUCCGCGGCUUCCCUAAGAACCGCGUCUUGGAAGGGGUCAUUGACCGCUACCAGCAGAGCAAAGCCGCGGCCCUCAAGUGCCAGCUGUGCGAGAAGGCGCCCAAGGAGGCCACCGUCAUGUGUGAACAGUGCGAUGUCUUCUACUGCGACCCAUGUCGCCUGCGCUGUCACCCGCCCCGGGGACCCCUGGCCAAGCACCGCCUGGUGCCCCCGGCCCAGGGCCGCGUGAGCCGGAGGCUAAGCCCGCGCAAGGUCUCCACCUGCACCGACCACGAGCUGGAGAACCACAGCAUGUACUGCGUGCAAUGCAAGAUGCCCGUGUGCUACCAGUGCCUGGAGGAGGGCAAACACUCCAGCCACGAAGUCAAGGCCCUGGGGGCCAUGUGGAAACUGCACAAGAGCCAGCUUUCCCAGGCCCUGAAUGGACUUUCUGACAGGGCCAAAGAGGCCAAGGAGUUUCUGGUGCAACUCCGCAACAUGGUCCAGCAAAUCCAGGAGAACAGCGUGGAGUUUGAGGCCUGUCUGGUGGCCCAGUGCGACGCCCUCAUUGAUGCCCUCAAUAGAAGGAAAGCACAAUUGCUGGCCCGGGUCAACAAGGAACAUGAACACAAGCUGAAGGUGGUUCGAGACCAGAUCUCUCACUGCACAGUGAAAUUGCGUCAGACCACAGGUCUCAUGGAGUACUGCUUGGAGGUGAUUAAGGAGAAUGAUCCUAGUGGCUUUCUGCAGAUUUCCGAUGCCCUCAUAAGGAGGGUGCACCUGACUGAGGACCAGUGGGGCAAAGGCACGCUCACGCCCAGGAUGACCACGGACUUUGACCUGAGCCUGGACAACAGCCCUCUGCUGCAGUCCAUUCACCAGCUGGACUUCGUGCAGAUGAAAGCUUCCUCUCCAGUCCCAGCAACCCCCAUCCUCCAGCUGGAGGAGUGCUGCACCCACAACAACAGUGCUACGCUGUCCUGGAAACAGCCCCCUCUGUCCCCGGUACCCGCCGAAGGCUACAUUCUGGAGCUGGAUGACGGCAGUGGUGGUCAAUUCCGGGAAGUGUAUGUCGGAAAAGAGACAAUGUGCACUGUGGACGGCCUUCACUUCAACAGCACGUACAACGCGCGAGUCAAGGCCUUCAACAAAACGGGAGUCAGCCCGUACAGCAAGACCUUGGUCCUGCAGACGUCCGAGGGGCCCAGGGGCUGCUCAGUUAUGAAACCGCUCCCUGCCAGACAGGAAGACACGCAGGCCUUCAACCAGGACACAGAGGAAGACACAGAUUCAGAAGAACAGACCCUCCCUUUUCCAGUGCCUUCGGAAAGAUUGCCGCUCCGUAGAAUGAGCCCUUUCUCCUCCACCCUUAAUCUGCAACCCAGCUUUCCCGGGAGAUCCUACUUUGAUUUCCGAUCCUCACCCCACCAGAUGAGCUUGCACUCUUCCUUGCAGUCCCUCAAUGCACCGGGAUGCAAUUUUGAGACACAGUCUGCACCUUACUCUCAAUUAGUUGACAUUAAAAAGCUGUUGGCAGUGGCCUGGUUUGCUUUCGACCCUGGUUCAGCGCACUCCGACAUCAUCUUCUCCAAUGACAACCUGACAGUGACCUGCAGUAGCUACGACGACCGAGUGGUGCUGGGGAAGACCGGCUUCUCCAAGGGUGUCCACUACUGGGAGCUCACCAUAGAUCGCUAUGACAACCACCCCGACCCUGCCUUUGGCGUGGCUCGCAUGGAUGUGAUGAAGGAUGUGAUGUUAGGAAAGGACGACAAAGCUUGGGCAAUGUAUGUGGACAAUAACCGGAGCUGGUUCAUGCACAACAACUCGCACACCAACAGAACUGAGGGAGGGAUCACAAAAGGGGCCACAAUUGGGGUCCUCCUCGACUUAAACAGGAAAACCUUGACAUUUUUUAUCAACGACGAGCAGCAAGGUCCCAUAGCAUUUGAGAACGUGGAGGGUCUGUUCUUCCCUGCUGUCAGCCUGAACAGGAAUGUGCAGGUCACGUUGCACACUGGGCUCCCGGUUCCCGACUUCUACUCCAGCAGAGCAUCCAUUGCCUAAGGAUGGCCUGGGGGGCUCCAGCUGCCUGCUUCCUUGAACUAAGAGCUUGACAGGAAGGAGCUCCACCCACCAGCCCAUCAGGAGGCAGAGUUGGCAGGAGAAGGAGCAAGAGGAGAGAACUGCUGGUUCUCUGCCGACUUCACACCCACAGCCCGGCCCCUCUCCCUCCAGCCUCUCCACACUGUCAUGCCUGUGUUCCCAUCCACGUCCAGCACCUCGAACCAACCAAGGACCUACAGAGCCACAUCACUUUCUUCCUACCCCCACAUUAUGGUUUUAUUUCACUUACUCUUUUUUGUUAGGUGAGUUCAUUUCAUUUCUUUUCUGAUCAUGUUGUUGAUGAUGUACUGAACUGGCACUACCAAGAAUAAAUUCUCCUCUUAAGGUUUUCCUUAAGCUUUUGGUCAAAGAGGUUGUAGAGGAAGGUAGGGGAAAAGGAGUUGAAUCUGGAACUUAUAGUUUCCCUUCUAGAAGGUUUUGCCCAGAUGUCUCUCCCUGAGAGCUAAUCUUUGGUUGGUGAGCACAGUGAGUCUGGAAUGGGCAGGUUUUAUGACCCAUUGAAGCACAAAUUAUCAGCUACACAGGUUCUCACUAGGGUAGGAGUCAGUAAGCCAGGCAAGAAUCUCUGGCCGCUGGUGAGCUUGGAAAGGCUCUACAGAAAGCCAAAUCAGGAGACUUGCUGUUUGAUUCAUUUAUUUAGCACAGAAUUUUAAUUGAGAACAAUUAAAACAGGCACUGUUCUUGAUACAAGGACACUGUCCUAGGCAGUGCAGAAAGCUUCAGAUGAACAGAUGAGCAUCGUCUUGUCCUCCUGGAACUUACUGUGCAGUAGGAGAGCAAAGCAGAAAAUAACUACCUACAGAUAGCUAUGAGUACCAGAAAAGAAUUAUGAGGGUCAGAAAGGCUUCUUGGCUUCGUCUUUGACACUCCCUAGGAGGAUGCCAAAACCCACACAUUCUGGCCUUGGCACUGAAAAUGUACCAGCUCAUUCAUUGCCUUCUCAACUGUGUUAUUUUAAUUAUGGUCCCUGUUGCCACCCAUCCCAGGGCCCUUCUUUGAAAGAAACACCAUCAACAUUCUCACUCAUUGAUGCUGUGGUGAUACUAAGCCUUAAGUAAGUGGGUAUGGUUUAAAAAAUGGUGGCCCAAGGGCAGAGGACUCUUUCUCAGUGCCAGGAAUCUACAGCUGCAGCCCACUGCCUAUUCACACCCUCAGGACAAGCGUGCUGCUCUGUGUGUCCUGUCUGUACGUGUUACAAGCAAAACUCUAUCCUCUCUGCUGUCAUUCACAGCUGGAUUUUCCAGAGUAGUUUUAAGAACGCUGGAAGACCACAAGGCACUACGUCCUUCCUAGGACUGCUAGGAUAGUGUUUGCCAUUCCUGAAUGAUGCUUAUUACUUAGACUUGCCCUUCCCACUCUUCAGUCUCACAGGAAGUUUUAGAAAUUGUAGGAUCUGAGCAGGGGACAGUUCUAAUUAACUGUGUGUUUUCUAGUGAAACAAGAAAUUGUCAAUUUUUAAAAAAAAAAAGAGGGAGAAAGAAAACAAGAAUAGCAAAUACAAGGGAAGAGGUCGGAUGGGAAAGCUAGCAAAGUUUGGACAACAAUGGUCUAUGUAAAUAGCAAAUUAUUCACUUCUGUGCUUCCUUUAUUUCAAUGAUUUCUGUCAGUUGAGAAUUUUUUUUUCA
Messenger RNA from Octodon degus (degu), 4620 nucleotides. RefSeq names its product tripartite motif containing 9 (gene Trim9). Gene Ontology annotation, molecular function: protein binding; zinc ion binding. The transcript has 14 exons. The coding region runs from base 467 to 2935 and encodes 822 amino acids. The record is from RefSeq and is a predicted model, not a curated record. NCBI's taxonomy places the organism in Eukaryota, Metazoa, Chordata, Mammalia, Rodentia, Octodontidae.